Micropterus salmoides (largemouth bass) is the source of this 2348-nucleotide messenger RNA. RefSeq names its product pleckstrin homology domain-containing family O member 1-like. The record is from RefSeq and is a predicted model, not a curated record. Gene Ontology annotation, biological process: regulation of myoblast fusion. Gene Ontology annotation, cellular component: ruffle membrane; muscle cell projection membrane. NCBI's taxonomy places the organism in Eukaryota, Metazoa, Chordata, Actinopteri, Centrarchiformes, Centrarchidae.
GUGAAGGAGCUGGGUCGGGCCGACGAGGUUCUGGACCUGUCGGACUACGAACGCUGCGAGGAGAUCAGGAAGAACAAGAGUCGCAGCAAAAAGAACCACAGCAAGUUCAGGCUGCAGCGCUGCAGCACGCCAGGAAACACGGUCCCGAACCUGGUCUUCCUGGCUGUGAGUCCGGAGGAGAAAGAGUCCUGGAUCAACGUCCUGAAUGCCGCCGUCACGCGAGCCAAAAACAGGAUCCUGGAUGAGGUGAUUGUGGACGACUCGCAGCUGUCUCACCUGACUCGAGACCGAGUGAAGAUUCCUCACAACCGCCGACUGCCGACCAGAGGUCACCUGCUGGCUGUGGCCUCCACCUCCUCCUCAGACGGGAUGCUGACCCUGGAUCUGAUCCAGGAGGAGGACGCUUUGUCUCCUCAGGGAGCCGACGGCUGCGACACCUUCAGUGUCGACGUGGACAAAUCCCACCUCGGCCAGGACUGUCCCAGGUCAAAAACUGAUGGCGAUCUCUCUGCCAGAACCGCCGAGGCUUCUGGGAAAUCCCAGAGCCUUCCCCGUGAGGUGGCGGUGGUGUGGGAGCACACGGGGCCCGCCCAAACCCCCCAGGGUGGAAAACGCCUGACGACUGCAGAGAAAAACCGCUGCGCCUCGAUGGACGAGAUCCUGACGCACUCAGAUUCUAAAGCUGCGAAGAACAAGACGUUGUCCUGUUCACCAGCGUCCACGCCAAGCGGCACGACGGCGCCAGUCAGCCAGCUGCAGGAGCUGAUCAGCCAGAAGCUGGAGAAGACGGAGCGGCUGCUGAGGGAGGUGCGGGGGGAGGCCGGGGAGCGAGGGAAGAUGAAGGGAAAGGAGUCGGCUGAAGGAGCGCGAGCUGAAGCCGAGAGACUCCUGAAGGAGGCGGUGGCGGCCUGGAGCCAGGCACAGGAAGUGCUGGAGGAGGUGAAGGAGUUGAGGGCAUUGUACCGACAACUGGACUCCUCCUCCUCCCCCAUCACCCCCUCCAACAGCACCAAACUAAACCCAGACUGCAAGAGCCCGAAGUGAGCCACAUGGUACUGAGUCGUUCUGGUAGGAACUGGUUUCGACCGCUCCAGUCCAGGUAACGCCACGACGCUGAACGCAGCGUCUGCUUCUGUUUGUCGGACUUGAGACAAAGCUGCUGGAUCAACCACUUUUAAAUUAUUUGGAAAAAUCAGGAGGGCCAGUCGGGAGGAACCAGGACAGUCCGGCUGAAUGACUCCGUGCACAAAGUAAACAUCUUCCUCACAAAACCACAGUAGCAUAAAUUUAAUUUUAACGUCCUUAAACACUUUUCCAGGUUUUGAAAAUCCCAUAAAGUCACUUUUUUUUUGCACAAAUAAAAACAAGGUACCUUUAAAAACAAAACUUGUCAAAGUGAACGAAAAUGUGCCAAGACGAGAGUUCAGAGACGAGGAGAAACUCUGCGGGUACUUGAUCAUGUCACUUCUGUUCACAUCCAUCACUUUGGAUCCUUUUUAUUUUGCUUUUUGAAUAAUUUAACAACACCUGUUGGAGAAGUUCUAAACAGGAUGAAGGUUUCUGCAGCUGGACAUGAAGAUGAGACAGCUGCCGAAGGAGGAUGAAUAUUGUAUGAAGGUGAAUUAAAAUAACUUUGGUGAAUACCAAUUUAGCCUAUGUUAGCAUACUAACAUGCUGAGUUUAGCAUUGUCAUAGUGAGCAAGUUAACACGCUAGCGUUAGCACCACCGUGUCUCUAGCAGGGUUUCAUUCUUCACAAGUUAUUCUGUUACUUUUCACGUGAGAGAUUUUUGCUCGAACUCAUGGUGUUUUACGUCAUAAGAAACUAAGUUUUUUUUGGAGCCAACUGAGACCUUAAAACCUACACAGCUGGGAAACCCAACCACUAUGCACGCAGAGCGCAGACCCUGCAGCAGGAGACUGUCUGCAGCAGGUUCACCUCCUUCUUUCUGAAUGUGAAUGUUUUCUGAAACACCGGAGGCGACGACGAAUCAACAGCCUCCAGUCGCAGCUGGAAACUCAGAGACUCAGGAAUGUUUAAGAAGAACUGGACUGAUUCUCACAAUGUUUGAGUCCAACCCUCAAAAAAACUGAAACAUCAGAUCUCAGUCUUUGACUGAGCGUCUCGACAGAUCAGGACCAGCUGCAUCAAAGCCUGAUUUAUACUUCUGCGUCGAAUCUACGCCGUAGCCUGAGGCUCUAGCGUGACUUGCACCUCCCUAAAAAUGUAACUACAUGUCGAGGCGACGCACACCACAAGAACUGUGAUUGGUCGGCUUAGUAGCAUUUCUCCCAAGCCCACAAGAAAUUUGAUCCGUCUUUAACAUUUAAAAAGUCUAGAAAGCCACA